GUUGGACGCAAGAAAUAUCGCCGGUUGCGCAGAGAACGCCGUCGAUUGGCUAAACAACUAAACACAGUUAAAAAACCUUCAAAAACCACCUCAAGCAUGCAGACUGUACCAGAAGACUACUGGCUUUGCCCGUGGUGUCUACAACACAUUGCUCCUGAGAAACAAUGUGGUCACGAGCCGAUUUGUCGAGCUGGUGUGAAACAACGACAGAAGGAGAAUGAACUGCAUUCGCGCCUAGCUCAACGGAAAGCGAUCGCUGAAGAGCAGCGCCGCCUUCGGUCGGGAAUACCGCUCUCGUCGAAUAAUCGCACAAAACAACCAAACGGGAAGCAGCCGAUUGGUGUUAGUGCUACUCCCGGUCGAAGCCGAACUCAGACCAUUUUGGAAGCUGAUAGGCAUGCAGUGAAACGAAAAUCGGUAAUUCAUCCUUGGUUCCUAGAGUUUAUAGUUGUUUAA
Molecule: messenger RNA, 456 nt
Organism: Dicrocoelium dendriticum
Lineage: Eukaryota; Metazoa; Platyhelminthes; Trematoda; Plagiorchiida; Dicrocoeliidae
Source: the annotation of a GenBank genome assembly